AUGUAUUGUUUUCAAGCACUCUUUACCGUCUCUCUCUUGAUUACUACGGCUCUUGCUGCUCCGGCUCAGCACUUAAGGAAGAGAUCUUUCAAAAUUCCCAGAGUCCAACAGCAUAACUAUGUUCCGGAUGGCACAUUCGCCUUGCGUAAAGCAUACCGGAAGUUUGGAUUAGGCGCCCUUGACACUUAUCCUGGCGUCCACUUUACCCCCAAAGUUGCAGCGGCCAAUGGAGGAAAUGAAACCGAGGACGGCGAGGUGUCUGCCUCACCUACCCAGAAUGAUGCCGAAUUCCUCUCGCCAGUUAGCGUUGGCGGCCAGAUGCUGGUCUUGAACUUUGAUUCGGGCUCCUCUGACAUGUGGGUUUUCAACACAGGAUUACCGGCAAGAAGUCGGCGAGGCCACACCCUAUACGACCCAAGCAAGUCCAGCGCAUCGGCUCCGCUGGAGGGCUCGACGUUCAAUAUCUCCUACGGUGACGGGUCAUUCUCGCGUGGCCCAGUGGUGACGGACACAGUGGAUGUUGGCGGUGCAACUGUCGAGAAACAAGCUAUUGGUAUACCAAACACAGUUUCCAGAUCUUUCACCGAGGACGUGCAUUCCAAUGGCCUUGUCGGCCUCGGCUUCUCGAAGAUUAAUACUAUUAGACCAGAAAGACAAAAGACAUUUUUUGACAACGUCCUACCGGAUCUUUCGCAACCUCUGUGGACGGCCAGUCUCCGGGCCGGUGAGGCCGGAGCCUACGAAUUCGGAAAUAUUGACACAAGUCUAUUCCAAGGUGAAUUAGCCAUUGUCCCUGUGGAUACUACGCGAGGGUUCUGGGAGUUCAAUUCUGCACAAUUUGCCGUUGGCGAUAGCGCUCCACAAACUGCAUCGACUGGCUCAGGUACAGCUAUUGCAGACACGGGCACAUCACUCAUGCUCAUGGAUGAUGAAAUCGUGGAGGCAUAUUAUGCGCAGGUUGAUGGAGCACGGUUAAGUCCUGAAGUCGGAGGUUUCACUUUUCCCUGCGCUUCUCCACUACCUGACCUCCAAGUCGCUGUCGGUGACAAUUACAUGGCCAUCGUUUCUGGCCAGCUGAUGAAUUUUGCUCAAGCUGGAACGGACACUGAGAGCGGUGAAACAGUCUGCUUUGGUGGUGUGCAAUCGAAUCGACAAGCACCCUUGCAGAUCUUUGGAGAUGUGUUUUUCAAGUCGCAGUUCGUGGUUUUCAAUGGGGCUGAGCCCCCAUCAUUGGGUCUUGCACCUCAUGCAUAG
Messenger RNA from Endocarpon pusillum Z07020, 1254 nucleotides. Its product is annotated as Aspartic protease PEP3. The record is from RefSeq and is a predicted model, not a curated record. Gene Ontology annotation, biological process: proteolysis. Bases 1 to 1254 code for a protein of 417 amino acids. The transcript has 3 exons. NCBI's taxonomy places the organism in Eukaryota, Fungi, Ascomycota, Eurotiomycetes, Verrucariales, Verrucariaceae. Gene Ontology annotation, molecular function: aspartic-type endopeptidase activity.